This is a messenger RNA of Bombyx mori (domestic silkworm), 1085 nucleotides long. RefSeq lists its product as uncharacterized. The transcript is spliced from 4 exons. Bases 311 to 727 code for a protein of 138 amino acids. Gene Ontology annotation, biological process: septate junction assembly. Gene Ontology annotation, cellular component: plasma membrane. NCBI's taxonomy places the organism in Eukaryota, Metazoa, Arthropoda, Insecta, Lepidoptera, Bombycidae. The record is from RefSeq and is a predicted model, not a curated record.
GAUUGGACGUUUUAGUGUUGAAAUAUUUACUAUUAUAAGUUGAAUAAUAAUUGAUUGUUUUAUGUUUCGGAAAAUUCGCAACCUUUGUACUAUAAUUAUUAGUGAAUUAAAUUUUCGAUAACAUUGUAAUUUUAUGGCUCUUUGUAAGUGCCAAUAAUAGACCUUAAACGAGUCGACUAAAUUAAAAUGUCAUUUUCAGUCAAUACGACAAUUAAUUGACAAUUUGAAAUUCUCAGCUAAAAAUUCACCUAAAAUUAAUGUACGCAAAAUCUUUUUAAAUUAACGAAAUUUAUUGAAGUGAAAAAGAAAGAUGUUAAUACCUACUUGUAUUAUAAAGUUUAUGGAAUUAUCGCUAGCAAUAUCAUGUCUCACGUUACAUCAAUACAGUUACGAUCUAACCGAUUUGCCGACGCUGAUGCUCUGUUCCGGAACGUAUGUGGCAUAUAUCAUCGUGCUCUCCGGAGAAAUAGUAGGUGAAAUGAUUUUCGCGCCUUUAGACCUCGUUCAAGAUAUGUAUUUUGGAUUGCUCGGAGCCACAUUAUUUUCUACCAGCGGAGGUCUUGUCCUCUCAGCUAGAGUUCGAGGUGCCACAUACCCGAGGACUGGUGACCACAACGCGGCCCUACUCGCUGGAUCGUUGGCUGUCGUGAACGCAUUUAUAAUGAUUUUCGAUCUAACCUUAGCUUAUAUGGACUCGGAGGAAUUCGAUGAUGAGGCCAGCGUAUGAUCGAGGUGAAGCAGUGUCGGCGGCGGCGGACGCUUACAUCGAUGGAUGGUGGUCGGGCUGUGGGGCUGUACUGUACGGAGCCUGUGGGGCUCUCACUCUUCGCUCGUGGCGCGACGUGCCAAAGUGCCAUCGACGUUCGUACGCACAAGCAUCUGCCGUAUGCGCAAUUGCAGCCGCUGCUCUGCUCACAAUAGAUGCUCUGUUCGCAUUUUGCUCCGCGAGUCGAGACGAUACAAGCACGCGAGCUAAGUCGUGCAAAACAAACAAGUGAUAGUGUGAUUUACAUUGAAUAAUUAGAGAUUUUUAAUAUUGUGAUAUUUGUAACAUUAGUAAAGUGCUAAUUUAGUAUUCCUAAAAA